Molecule: messenger RNA, 1251 nt
Organism: Mesitornis unicolor (brown roatelo)
Lineage: Eukaryota; Metazoa; Chordata; Aves; Mesitornithiformes; Mesitornithidae
Gene: OMD
Product: osteomodulin
Exons: 2
Coding region: 1-1251 (416 amino acids)
Molecular function (GO): protein binding
Source: RefSeq, a predicted model, not a curated record
AUGAGGAUUAUGGCCCAGCUAUCAAUCAUUCACCUCCUCUGGGCUGCUAUGGUCUUUUGUCAGUACGAAGACUAUGACUUUGAGGAUGGAUAUGAGGAGGAGUCAGAUCAUCAGCAUCCAUAUUACUUCAAUCCAAAUACACAGGCCGAAGUUCCUCGCUUUCCUUUCCCAGUCGAGUGUGCCAGAGAAUGCUUCUGUCCACCAGCUUUUCCGCUAUCGAUGUACUGCGAUCACCGUCAACUGAAGACAAUCCCAAACAUCCCCAGCCACGUCCAACAGCUUUAUCUGCAGAACAAUGACAUCGAAGCCGUGCCUGCAGGGCCAUUCACCAAUGCUUCCUUCUUAAGAGAAAUCAACCUCAGCCACAACAAAAUUAAAUUUCGGAUGAUUGAUCACGGUGUUUUUGCCAGACUUGCAAACUUAGUGCAACUUCAUUUACAACAUAACGAAUUAGAAGAAUUUCCAUUCCCACUCCCCAGCUCUCUGGAGAGACUACUCCUGGGUUCCAAUAAAAUUUCUCAGGUAUCUGGAAACGCACUGGAGGGACUACCUAACAUAACCAUGCUCGACCUUUGCAACAACUUCCUUGACGACUCAGUGCUCAAAGAAAAGCCCUUUUCGAACCUGAAAAACUUAAUGCAGCUCAACUUAUGCAACAACAAGUUACAGACUAUGCCUCCUGAUCUCCCAUCAUCACUCAUGUAUCUCUCUCUCGAAAACAAUUCCAUUUCCUAUAUUCCAGAAAACUAUUUCACCAGAAUUCCAAAAAUCAUUGCUCUGAGGAUGUCCCACAAUAACCUGCAGAACAUUCCACCCAACACCUUCAAUCUACCCAACCUUCUAGAACUUAAUCUUGGACACAACAAACUGAAAGAAGUAUUCUACAUUCCAAGAAGCUUGCAGCAUUUGUAUAUUGAAGACAAUAACAUCGAAACCAUAAACGUUACUUUGAUGUGUCCGUCUAUUGAUCCGAUGAACACCAACCAAUUAACCUAUAUACGGGUGGACCAAAAUAAGCUUACGAUUCCACUAAGCUCAUAUGCCUUCUUUUGCUUCCCUCACAUCAGAACCAUUUACUAUGGGGAACAAAACGUUAACGUCAGCAAGUCAACUCGGCUAAGAACAGCAGUGUUUCGACGAUUUUUAACGCCAGAAGAAUACGACGAAGCAGAAGAAAAUCAUGAAACUGAAGAUCACGAAAGCGAAGAUCAUGAAACAGAAGACAGCUACUUUAAUCCCUACUUUCAGUGA